GGUUACGGACUCUCCCGUGUGGUUGCCGCUUAACGUCUGUUUGUUGUUAUUAAUAUUCAUAAGACAAGCCUUUACCGUAGUAGGAUUCAUAAUUUGUCCAGCGGUACCGUCCCAAGCGAGUGUCCUCUUAUGGAAGUGCGGUAACACGAGACAAUGAGGCUCCGCAUAUUAUCUUAUGACUGGGAUUGUUCAGAGAGCGACAGGCCAACGCGUUUCACCGGACCGCACGGAAAACACGACUAACAGCCACAGUGAAUGUCAGUAUGAGAUGUCGUCCCUCAGCUCUAGCUUCGUUCAGAUCCGUUUCGAUGACAUCCGCUUCCAUGAGAACUGCGGCGGUGGGAGUUUUGGGAGCGUGUACCGGGCACACUGGAUCUCACAGGACAAAGAAGUGGCUGUCAAAAAACUGCUGAAGAUUGACGCUGAGGCUGAGAUUCUGAGUGUCCUGAGCCACAAAAAUAUUAUUCAGUUCUAUGGAGCCAUUCUGGAAGCACCCAACUAUGGCAUUGUCACAGAAUACGCCAGCAGAGGAUCACUGUAUGAAUAUUUGUCCAGUGCUGACAGUGAGGAGAUGGAUAUGGAUCAAGUAAUGACUUGGGCGAUGGAGAUUGCUAAAGGAAUGCAUUAUUUACAUGCCGAAGCCCCUGUGAAAGUCAUUCAUAGAGACCUGAAGUCAAGAAAUGUUGUUCUAACUGCAGACAAUGUACUAAAGAUCUGUGAUUUUGGAGCAUCAAAGUUGGUUUCUCACACAACGCACAUGUCUCUGGUGGGCACCUUCCCUUGGAUGGCCCCUGAAGUGAUCCAGAGUCUGCCAGUCUCAGAAACAUGUGACACCUACUCAUAUGGCGUGGUAUUGUGGGAGAUGUUGACCAGAGAAGUGCCAUUUAAAGGGUUUGAGGGUUUGCAGGUGGCCUGGUUGGUGGUGGAAAAACAUGAGAGGCCGACCAUUCCCAGCAGCUGCCCCGCCAGCUUUGCAGACCUGAUGAGACGCUGCUGGAUUGCAGAGCCCAAGGAAAGACCACAGUUCAAACAGGUCCUGUGCACCCUAGAGACCAUGAAAAACGACAGCAAACUGCCGGGCCAGUGCAAUUCCUUCUUACAUAACAAAGCAGAGUGGAGGUGUGAGAUAGAGGAGACGCUGGAACGCUUGAAGCAGCUGGAGAGGGAGUUGAGCUGUAAGGAGCAAGAGCUGGCGGAAAGAGAAAGGCGACUGACAGAGUGGGAAAACAGACUUAUGGAAAGAUCCAGAUCCUGCACUCCUCUGUUUUCACAUAUUUCCCCCUUGGCGGCCACUCUCAGUGCCGAGUCCUUCUAUGAGGCUCACAUGGAGGAGAGCAAAAGCUCGGAGGUCAGCUGUCAGAUUUCAUCAACCUGCAGUAAUGGGGAUCUGGGCCAGGCCAGCCUACAGAAGCUCAUGCUGGGGUUCGGGGGCGUCUUUGACCUGGAUAUGAACAUUCCCGGCGGUAACCUCGUCAGCCAAUCAGGGAUGCAGUUGAACAUGCAAGCAAAGAAGAAUUCCUCCAAGUCCUGCAGUGUCCGUGAGGGACGCAAACUAAACAUGGCCAUCACCAUGGACGACUUUGGCUGGUCUGACGAUGACAGCGAUUAGUGGAGGGCAGCUUGGUACAAUAGGGCAGGGUUAGAUGGGGUCAGAGGUCAAAUGUCGAGAGUCAGAUCUAGCAAAAUCAGGAAUUAAUAGUUUAAACUGUAACGAUUCAUCUGAAUAUUUUAAAAGAUUGUUGCACCCAUGUGUGGUAUGUUUCAGUGCAAAAAAAACAUGCAUUACUUGAUCCAGAGCAGAAUAUUACGCUACCCUGUUAGCAGUAGGGCUGCUGUUCUGAAUAUACCAGCUAACCAGCAUAAAUAAAUAGCAAGCGGAUGAAUGAUACUGCGUAACUGGGAAGAUACAGGGUACUGCAUAAAUGCCCAUAAAUGGCAGGAUUUACCAUUGGUAGGAGGGAUUUACCUCUGCCUUCUCUGAGCGAGACAGCAGAUCAUACUGAGAUUUCCCCUGUGAGAUAGUCACAUUUACAGUAUUUAUAAAGUGUGAUGUGAGAUUUAAUGGGAUUUCUGAAGCUGUGUUUUUGUAAAGCUCUGAAGUUUUUAUAAAAUAAAGGAAAUACUGAACAACCUAUGUGAAAUGGGUCAAACUACAAGGGAACAUUUCCAAUAUAUGUUUAAAAAAAUAGCUGUAGAACACACUAUUAUAAUUCACUGUGUUGUUUGUGAUACAGGCAUAAAUUAUACAUCGUAUUAUGUGACAGAUGAUUAAAUAAGUAAAAUUAAUGCUAAAGUAAAUUUCAUUCAGCUGUUGAGCACAAAAGAAGAUAUUCUGAAGGUUAAAAAACCUAACUGUUGAUGGUAGCCAUAGACUUCCAUAUUAUGAAAAGAAAAAAAUAAUUAAUUGGUUAAUGCUACUGUCAACUUUUUGGUUACCAACAUUCUUCAAAAUAUCUUCUUUUGUGCUCAAGAAGAAAGAAACCUACCGAAGUACCUCUUUAGAUGAGCGAACACAUAUUCACUAUCAACUGUGAGGUUUCCCUCAAUAAACUCCUAAUUUGAUGCUAUUUAAUAUUUAGUGAGGUGGCUGUUAAAUUCAGGUAUUGGGUCAGAUUUAGAGAUCUUGGUCAUGGAGAAUAAGGCCUAAUAAGUAAUAAUAAACAGCCAAUAUGAUAGUGACGUGAAUGCUAAUAAGCAACUAGUUAUUAGUGAGAAUUGGACCUUUAAAUGAAGUGUUACCAUUGUAUUAUUUAAUAUAUUCAUUUGAAUAUUUUGUGAAAAUUUGAUUAAUAAAGUCAUCUUGCACACUCUUGAGGGUUCAUAUGCAGUAAAAAGC
Messenger RNA from Onychostoma macrolepis, 2836 nucleotides. Its product is annotated as mitogen-activated protein kinase kinase kinase 20. Lineage: Eukaryota; Metazoa; Chordata; Actinopteri; Cypriniformes; Cyprinidae. The record is from RefSeq and is a predicted model, not a curated record. Gene Ontology annotation, cellular component: cytoplasm. Gene Ontology annotation, molecular function: ATP binding; protein kinase activity. Bases 176 to 1609 code for a protein of 477 amino acids. The transcript is spliced from 12 exons. Gene Ontology annotation, biological process: protein phosphorylation.